This is a messenger RNA of Bipolaris oryzae ATCC 44560, 888 nucleotides long. RefSeq lists its product as uncharacterized. The coding region runs from base 1 to 888 and encodes 295 amino acids. Lineage: Eukaryota; Fungi; Ascomycota; Dothideomycetes; Pleosporales; Pleosporaceae. The transcript has 4 exons. The record is from RefSeq and is a predicted model, not a curated record.
AUGGCCGGCGCACGUCCACUCCCCCACCUGCGUCGUUUGAUCUUUCCAUUACUCCAGCCCAGGAGCUUAUCUACUGCGCUGCACUACUCACGCCCCAGCUUGCCUGUCUGGGCCAGUUACUCUUAUGUACUCGUUACCAGACUCCAUGCUUGGGGCCAUUGGCAUAUGCACGUCACCCACGACUCGAUGCACAUGCACACAACUGCCCAUCACCUCGCCUGCCCGCGACAUCAUUGCCCUUUGCUCUGCCUGUCACUUUGCAACCGACCGUUUUGUCCCGAUGCCGCCGACGUGCGCCUUGGGGCCCUUGAUUGCCAUGUCUGCUCCGCUCCCAACCCUGCCCACGAUACCCUCACCGCUCGCCCUUCAGGCAAAACGUCUUGCCCUCCGACCACCGGCAAUGCGCAGCAUCCGGAAUGCUCCGCCAAUCCCAUCUACCGUUCACUCUCUUUUCCCGCCCCAUUCUUUGCCCAUGUCGCUCCCGAGCCGCGGUCAAUUGCCCUCGCCUGCUGGGUUGAGACGGUCGAGAUCUACGCUUGUACUCCGCGCUCCCUCACUGGUCAACUCCGAGGCUGCCUACUUCCGCCCAACCGCGUCAAUUUUCCGACACCUCAGGGUUCCAUGGUUACGAUUACGAGAUCUUUGAUCGCAGAUCUGCAUGUGACAGCAUACGCGAGCGAACCAUGUCUAGCCCAAUGGCAUCGUUUGGCAAGUCGGGCCGCUAUUCUCCGGAUCCAAUCCUCCAUCAUUAUCUGCCUGCUCCGCAGUCGUCGCAUUUGCCGUCUGUCCAGGAUCACCGAGCCAUGUUUACUCACUUACUUACAUCAGCAACCCAAGUACACCGACAGGCCGCUUCUUCACGUCAUGUUGUACCAUCCAGCGGUGUGA